AUGGAAGAAAACGAAGAAGAAACUAUCGCAAUUGCUUGUUUGUUAGCUGAAGAAGAGGAAGAAAAAGCUAAGAACUCUAGAAAAAGGAAACAUAAUAUCUGGGUACACAAUAUUUUCAAGAAAAGGUCGCAACAUGGAGAAUAUCACACACUGUUUCCUGAUCUGCUAAACGAUGAUGCCAAAUUCUUCCAAUAUUUUAAAGCAUGA
This is a messenger RNA of Parnassius apollo (apollo), 207 nucleotides long. Lineage: Eukaryota; Metazoa; Arthropoda; Insecta; Lepidoptera; Papilionidae. The record is from the annotation of a GenBank genome assembly.